AUGCACACACCCGUUGGUCGAAGACUGUUCACGGAGGAUAUAAUUUCAACUCUACAAGCACGUAUGACAGCCUACGCGCCUCGCGCUGCACCUCGUGCCAAGUCGCUCAGGUAUCCCAACUAUCUCUCUUCGCGUCAAUUCCGGCACCAAAAAUCUUACCUCCCCCCUUCCACACCAAAUACAGGGUUCCCAACGUUGUACUUCCGCGACCCGAAGACCCACCAAUACGAAAUGGUCCCCAAUGGCGGCCUCCUCGUCUACUACCAGAACCGGGGCAAAGGCGACGUUGCGAACGGCGGGUCGGGCCUGAAGGCGUUCCCGCCAGGGUUCAAGAUGAUCAGCGGUGACCCUACGCGUCGGGCGAAGAAGUACACAGAGGGUAUGGGGACGCAGGAAGAACUAGCUGAGCGUGCUAUCACAUAUACGUGCUUGAGGUACACGACAACGAACGAGGACGUGUAUUCUUACGGCUUCCCAUCGACGGACUGCGAAGCAGGGUUCCAAGGCCGCGUUCACAUGCCCUCAUGUUGGGAUGGACAGAACCUUGACUCCCCGGAUCACAAGUCGCACGUCGCAUUCCUCUCAGGCUUAGACAACGGCGAGUGCCCACAGUCGCACCCCGUGUACCUCAUGAAGCUGUUCUACGAAGUCACCUGGGACGUGCACCAUUUUUCCGCGCGGUGGACAGAGUCUGAUGGAUGGCCGUUUGUAUAUUCAACUGGCGACCCCACCGGCUAUUCGUGGCACGGCGACUUCCAGAACGGAUGGGACGUCACUGUGUUGCAGGACGCCAUCGACCAUUGCAACAACGCGAACGACGACACGGCGAACGGCGUCGUUUCGGCGUGUCCCCUCUUCACGAUCAUCGACGCCGCGACAGCCGAUCAGUGCGACCUUGCAGCAUCGGUGAGGGAGAGUGUUGUCAGUAACUCCACGAAACUACCAGGAUGUAAUCCUCUCCAAGCCGGACCUACGGAUGCGACAGGGUACACGGAUGACAACUGUCCUAAUGGGGCCGGCGACGCUGAAACCAAGCCAGUCGCCCGAGGUCAUGGCGGCAAAUGCAGAUUGACGAAGAAGCGGUUCCAAUGGUAG
Messenger RNA from Pleurotus ostreatus (oyster mushroom), 1095 nucleotides. RefSeq lists its product as uncharacterized. The record is from RefSeq and is a predicted model, not a curated record. The transcript is spliced from 10 exons. NCBI's taxonomy places the organism in Eukaryota, Fungi, Basidiomycota, Agaricomycetes, Agaricales, Pleurotaceae. The coding region runs from base 1 to 1095 and encodes 364 amino acids.